Messenger RNA from Lasiodiplodia theobromae, 1344 nucleotides. Its product is annotated as U3 small nucleolar RNA associated protein. NCBI's taxonomy places the organism in Eukaryota, Fungi, Ascomycota, Dothideomycetes, Botryosphaeriales, Botryosphaeriaceae. Bases 1 to 1344 code for a protein of 447 amino acids. Gene Ontology annotation, molecular function: protein binding. Gene Ontology annotation, biological process: maturation of SSU-rRNA from tricistronic rRNA transcript (SSU-rRNA, 5.8S rRNA, LSU-rRNA). The transcript is spliced from 2 exons. The record is from RefSeq and is a predicted model, not a curated record. Gene Ontology annotation, cellular component: small-subunit processome; nucleolus.
AUGAAAGUCAAAGCCCUCUCCCGCUCUGCGGCCGAUAUUCAAGCGCCGGGUACCAAUGUGUCCCGCACGCCGAGAAAUCUCGACCCGGCUCUGCACCCGUUCGAACGCGCUCGCGAGUACACGCGCGCCCUCAAUGCCACCAAGAUGGAGCGCAUGUUCGCCCAGCCGUUCAUAGCGCAGCUGGGCAAAGGCCACGUCGACGGUGUCUACUCGAUCGCGAAAGAUCCAGAGUCCCUUGCGCAUUUUGCCAGCGGUAGUGGUGAUGGUAUCGUGAAGGUCUGGGAUUUGACAAGCCAGGAUGAGAUAUGGCAGGGGUCUGCGCACGAGAAUAUCGUUCGCGGCCUUACAUGGUCGAGGGAUAAGAAAAUCCUUUCUUGUGGUGCGGACAAGACGGUCAAGAUGUUCGAUCCGUACAAGACGUCCAGCGGCAGUUCUCCAGUAGCUACUUGGCUCGGAAAUGGCGCCUUUACAAGCAUCACCCACCACCGCUCCGAGCCCGCUGUCGCCGUGUCUUCGUCCAGCCAGAUUUCCAUCUAUGAUACCACGCGCCCCGCCUCGAACCCUUCGCAGACGCUCGCCUGGCCUACCGCCAUCGAUACUAUCAACGCCGUUUCCUUCAACCAGACGGAGACGUCGAUCCUUGCGUCUGCAGCCUCUGACCGCAGCAUCGUCAUGUAUGACCUCCGCACUGCCUCCCCGCUGCACAAGACAGUCCUCACGCUCGCCGCCAACUGCAUCUCCUGGAAUCCCAUGGAGGCCUUCAACUUUGCCUGCGGCAGCGAAGACCACAACGUCUACAUCUUCGACAUGCGCAACAUGAAGCGUGCCCUCAACGUCCUCAAGGACCACGUCGCCGCCGUCAUGGACGUCGACUGGUCGCCGACGGGCGAGGAGCUCGUGUCGGCGUCGUACGACCGCAGCAUCCGCCUCUGGAACCGCGGCCAGGGCCACUCGCGCGACAUCUACCACACCAAGCGCAUGCAGCGCGUCUUCUCAUGCGCCUGGUCGCCCGACAACAACUACGUCCUCUCGGGCUCCGACGACGGCAACGUCCGCCUCUGGCGCGCAAAGGCCUCGGCCCGCCAGGGCAUCAAGUCCGCCCGCGAGCGCCAGAAGCUCGAGUACGACGAGGCCCUCAAGAACCGCUACAAGCACAUGCCCGAGAUCAGGCGCAUCGCCCGUCACAGGCACGUGCCCAAGGUUGUCAAGAAGGCCGGCGAGAUCAAGGCCGAGGAGAUCAAGGCGAUCAAGAGGAAGGAGGAGAACGAGAGGAGGCAUACUCGCAAGGGCGAGAUGCGCCGGAGGGGCGAGAGAGAAAAGAUGAUCAUGGCUACGGAACAGUAA